GUCCGUGUGCGGAGGCGCUCGGCGUUCUCCGCAGGACCGGCUGCGGGCUGGACGCGCCGGGAAGCGGAGCGGGAGCCCAGGAGGUCGGAGGCGGCUCUUCGACGCAGAUUCUCCCUGCAAUGAUCUUCGAGCCCAGCUGGCGCCCCGAGGUUGCUCCCGGAGCCUGCAGCAGUCCCCGCCGCCUCCCCCUUCCCUGCCCGCCCCAGGUCUGACCACCCCCAAUUGCCAGGCAUCGCCCCCCGCCUCCUAAUCGAAGAUGCCCGCCUCCACAAAGGCCUCCUUUCUCACGCUCCUCCUCCUCCUGCCCACGGUGGCCACCACACACUCGGACUGCAUCUUCAGGAAGGAGCAGGAAAUCUGUUUGGAGAAGAUCCAGAGACUCACAGCUCUAAUCGGCAUCAAUGAGUCUUCUCCAGGUUGCCCUGGCAUGUGGGACAACAUCACCUGCUGGAAGCCAGCUGGAGUGGGCGAGAUGGUCAUCGUAAGCUGCCCUGCGCUCUUCAGGAUCGUCAAUUCGGAGGAAGGAUGGGGCGUGGACACCUUCAGCCAGACGCACUUGGGCGACUUCGAAUCCGAAGACAACCUGAGCCCAGAUUCGUCGGACAUGGGGCUCGUCAGCAGGAACUGCACUGAUGAAGGCUGGUCCGAACCUUUCCCACACUACUUUGAUGCCUGCGGCUUCGACGUCAAUGAAACAGAAUCGGAAAAUCAGGAUUACUACUACCUGUCUGUCAAGGCGCUGUACACUGUGGGCUACAGCACGUCCCUCGUGUCCCUCACCACCGCCAUGGUCAUCCUAUGCCGCUUCCGGAAACUUCACUGCACCCGAAACUUCAUCCACAUGAAUCUCUUCGUCUCCUUCAUCCUGCGAGCCAUCUCUGUCUUCAUCAAGGACGGGAUCCUGUACGCGGAGCAAAAUAGCAAUCACUGCUUCGUCUCCACAGUGGAGUGCAAGGCUGUAAUGGUUUUCUUUCACUACUGCGUCAUGUCCAACUACUUCUGGCUCUUCAUCGAGGGACUGUACCUCUUCACUCUGCUGGUGGAGACCUUCUUCCCUGAGCGCAGAUACUUCUACUGGUACACCGUCAUCGGUUGGGGGACCCCGACCAUCUGCGUGACUGUGUGGGCAGUCCUGAGGCUCCACUUUGAUGAUACUGGCUGCUGGGACAUGAAUGACAACACUGCGCUGUGGUGGGUGAUUAAGGGUCCUGUGGUCGGCUCCAUAAUGAUCAACUUCGUGCUCUUCAUCGGUAUCAUUGUUAUCCUGGUGCAGAAGCUGCAGUCUCCAGAUAUCGGUGGCAAUGAGUCCAGCAUUUAUUUCAGCUGCGUUCAGAAAUGCUACUGUAAGCCCAAGAGGGUUAACCAGCACUCUUGCAAGAUGUCAGAACUGUCCGCCAUUACUCUGAGGCUGGCCCGCUCCACCCUGCUGCUCAUCCCACUCUUUGGCAUCCACUACACCGUCUUCGCCUUCUCCCCCGAGAACGUCAGCAAGCGGGAAAGGCUGGUGUUUGAAUUGGGGCUGGGAUCCUUCCAGGGCUUCGUCGUGGCCGUUCUCUACUGCUUCCUGAACGGGGAGUUUCUCCCUCAAGGUGCAAUCCGAAAUAAAGAGAAAAUGGCGCAGUUGGAAAGUCAACCGAUACUUUGCUGUGGACUUCAAGCACCGUCACCCCUCCCUGGCCAGCAGCGGGGUGAAUGGAGGCACCCAAUUGUCCAUUCUGAGCAAGAGCAGCUCGCAGAUCCGCAUGUCCAGCCUCCAGGCCGAGAACCUGGUCACGUGAGCCACUGAGCCGGAGCCGGAGAGCGCCCGCGUCCGUCCGUCCGUCCGUCCGUCCGUCCGCUCAGGCCCCCUCCCCUUUUCCGCGCUGACCAAGGGGGAGGGGGCGUGCAGGGAAGGACGGACGGACCUUUCUUUGUCUUUCCGUUGUGUUCUUCUUUUCC
Molecule: messenger RNA, 1938 nt
Organism: Ornithorhynchus anatinus (platypus)
Lineage: Eukaryota; Metazoa; Chordata; Mammalia; Monotremata; Ornithorhynchidae
Gene: ADCYAP1R1
Product: ADCYAP receptor type I
Exons: 18
Coding region: 257-1786 (509 amino acids)
Biological process (GO): cell surface receptor signaling pathway; adenylate cyclase-modulating G protein-coupled receptor signaling pathway
Cellular component (GO): neuron projection; plasma membrane
Molecular function (GO): vasoactive intestinal polypeptide receptor activity; G protein-coupled peptide receptor activity; peptide hormone binding
Source: RefSeq, a predicted model, not a curated record